This is a messenger RNA of Pseudonaja textilis, 3247 nucleotides long. Lineage: Eukaryota; Metazoa; Chordata; Lepidosauria; Squamata; Elapidae. The record is from RefSeq and is a predicted model, not a curated record.
CACGUCAUGUGAAGGGGGAUCACGUGAUCCCUAGUGUUUUGUUGGCGGCGGCGGCGGGGGUGGGGGUUGUCUAAGAUGGCGGCGAUGGAGGAAGAGGAACGGGCGUUGCUGGAUGAGGAAUCGCUGCCCAAAGACCAUGGUGACCCUGCGCGCAAGCCCUUGCCGGCGUUGUGCGACCCGCAGCGGCUGGCCCACCGGCUGUUGGUGCUGGCGCUCAUGUGCUUCCUGGGCUUCGGCAGCUAUUUUUGCUAUGACAACCCAGCAGCUCUGCAGGCUCAAGUUCAGAGGGAUAUGAAAAUAAACACAGCUGAAUUCAUGGCAUUGUAUGCCUGGUAUUCCUGGCCUAAUGUGUUUCUAUGUUUUUUUGGAGGCUUUUUGAUAGACAGAAUCUUUGGAAUAAGGUGGGGUACAAUAAUAUUCAGCUGUUUCGUCUGUGUGGGACAAGUAAUUUUUGCUAUGGGUGCAAUAUGUAAUGCUUUUUGGCUGAUGGAAUUUGGCAGAUUUGUAUUUGGGAUUGGUGGUGAGUCCUUAGCAGUGGCACAGAAUACCUAUGCUGUAAGUUGGUUUAAAGGAAAAGAAUUAAAUCUUGUUUUUGGACUGCAACUCAGCAUGGCUAGAAUUGGGAGCACUGUGAAUAUGAAUAUGAUGGGAUGGGUGUACUGGAAAGUUCAAGAUCUGUUUAGUUCUACAGGCCACACAACUCUGGGCAUAGCACUCUUGAUAGGUGGUACCACAUGUAUCUUUUCACUAGUUUGUGCUUUUAUUCUUGCUUACCUGGACAAAAGAGCAGAGAAAAUUCUUUGCAAAGAACAAGGGAAAACUGGUGAAGUGAUAAAAAUAACUGAUGUGAAAGACUUCUCAUUGUCAUUAUGGCUCAUAUUUUUAAUCUGUGUUUGUUAUUAUGUGGCUGUCUUCCCUUUCAUUGGACUUGGAAAAGUUUUCUUCAUUGAGAAAUUCAAAUUUUCUUCUCAAGCAGCAAGUUUGAUUAACAGCAUUGUGUAUGUUAUAUCAGCCCCAAUGUCCCCUAUCUUUGGAAUUCUGGUAGAUAAAGUUGGAAGAAACAUCACAUGGGUUAUAUGUGCAGUGGUGGGAACUCUAACUUCUCACCUUAUGUUGGCCUUUACUUUCUGGAAUCCUUGGAUAGCAAUGUGUUUGCUUGGAGUUGCUUAUUCCUUGCUUGCCUGUGCCUUAUGGCCAAUGGUUGCUUUUGUUGUACCAGAACACCAGCUGGGAACUGCUUACGGAUUCAUGCAGUCAAUCCAGAAUUUGGGUCUUGCGAUCAUUGCCAUUGCUGCUGGGGUGAUAUUGGAUUCCCGAGGAUAUUUCUUCCUAGAAAUUUUCUUCAGUUCUUGUUUGUGCUUGGCCCUUAUUGCUGUAGUCGCAUUAUACUUUGUGAAUUUAUUCAGAGAAGGAGAACUUAACUGGUCUGCAAAGAGGAGAGAAAAAUUGCAGAAGCUAGCCAUGGCUGAAGCAAAAAGACGGGAAAAAAUCAGACGUCAGAAUGAAGAUGAUUUAGCCAAAUUACAACCCAAGAGUGACUUUAGUUUGAGGAAUAGGUAUCUCUGCAGAUUAGGUGCUCAGGUACUGAUAACCAAAAUAAUUUAUUUUAAAAAUGUUGCAAUAAGUGCUGCUCCAGAAAGGACUUUUCUUGCCAAAUUAGCACUAUCUGAAGACCAUUUUUUAUUGUUUAUAACUUGCAUGCAAAAUAGUCAACAUAUCACCCUAUCAUAAAAAAAAAAAACCUUCCAACUUUCAUGAAGUUCCUUGGGGAAAAUAAUCCAGUUGGCCAAAAUGGUAGAGCUACUUCAACUGUAUUUUGAAAAUCAGGAUUGAGUAGAGAGAGAUUCUAUCUUAUCUGUCUAUCUUGCCAUCUUAUCUAUCUAAUCUAUUUGUCUUAUCUACCUGCCUACCUACCUGCCUACCUAUGAGUUUUGAUAAGGCCACCAACUCCAUGAAGAUUCUGGAUGGCCAAACAUUUAAAAAUCAGAGGACUGUCUGAACUAAAACACUCCCCAACAUGAAAGACUUGAUAGGGGCUCCAGACACCCUGAUCUCAGGCCUGGAAUUAACUUAAUCCCAGUGACUAACUUUGGCCCAUCUAGGUUGUUUUCUUGGCAACAGUUUAGUAAUAUUUUGUCACUAUUUUCUUCAAAUAUAUUUUUUGAACUUUUUCUGCACUCGUAAUCAUAGUGAAAAUUUGACCAUCCACUAAAGAUUAAUAUGCAUGCAAAAUGUGUUUUUAUUGAAAUAGUAGUCUAAUGUCUUGGUGACAUGACAUCUAAAGAAAAAUAUGCUACUUUUAUCUUCUACCAAAUAUAAGAAUAAUGUUAAGAGAAAACCAAACAUAAAAAGGCAUUUUACUUUAUUUCUGUAUACUGUAGUAGGCAAACAGUGCCUUUCAGAUUUGCUAGCUACAGUCCCCAGGAGCCUUAUCAGAAACAUCUAAUAUAUAAGCAGAUAAUUAGAACAUCAAAUUUCAGGGAAAAUGAUGCUAAGUACUUAUGGGCCUGUUUGCACAUGCAAGUCAACUUCAUGCUGAAAUUAUGGAUGUCUUAACCUGACCACUGCUGUUUAAUUUGAAAAUAAUUGCUGAUGAGAUAUCUUGCUCUUUUUUCAGCUGCCAGCCAACUGUGUUUGCCACUUAUCUGCACUGGCACACAGAAGUGUGUUGAAAUAGCAGAAUUGUGUCAUGACAUGGACAAACAAAAUAAGAAAUUGUAUCAACACAAGACCUCACUCUUCUGUAACAGAGAUCAACAUAUAGAAUAACACUAUUUAGUAGUUUUCUGGAAAUGUUAAUAAUAGCUGAUGUUUUGGAAGACUUUAAAGAGCCUACAUUGAACUCUGCUAUAGUGGAUAGCUAGGGAUUUUUAAAAAUGAUAUUCAUGGAUUUUUAUCUGACUGCUGCUUGGCUUAGAAUCCACAUCUGUUUGUAACAUUAAGUUUAAAAGGUAAUUCUCAUUUGGUGUACAAUUAUGCAGUAUAACUGCAUUCCAGAUGUACACUGUGCUUGUCUAUCCAUGCCUCAGAAUAACUACACUUUAUCUCUGUGUUGGACAUUUUAUUUGUGUUCUACGUUUCUUUCACUCUAAGAAAGGGAAGUAAUAGAUAUUAACGAAAUAGACUGUUUCUAUGAAAUGCAUAGCUUUUAUUUUACAGCUUUUUUCACUACAAUGAGCAUGGUUGAACAUAAACAUUUAAGAUGAUACUGCAUAAAUAUUUCAGGCGAUAGAUUACCUUUAAAGCU